Diabrotica virgifera virgifera (western corn rootworm) is the source of this 19346-nucleotide messenger RNA. RefSeq names its product roundabout homolog 2. Gene Ontology annotation, biological process: axon guidance; cell-cell adhesion. The record is from RefSeq and is a predicted model, not a curated record. The coding region runs from base 212 to 3262 and encodes 1016 amino acids. Gene Ontology annotation, cellular component: axon; plasma membrane. The transcript is spliced from 6 exons. Lineage: Eukaryota; Metazoa; Arthropoda; Insecta; Coleoptera; Chrysomelidae. Gene Ontology annotation, molecular function: protein binding.
AGGACAAUACCGAUCUCCUCGCAUCACCGAACACCCCUCGGACAUCAUCGUGGCCAAAAAUGAACCGGUAACCUUAAACUGCAAGGCCGAAGGUCGGCCGGAACCGUCCAUCGAGUGGUACAAAGAUGGCGAGCUCGUUAGAACAUCCCCCACUGACAAUAAAUCGCACAGGGUGCUUCUGCCUGCAGGAUCGUUAUUUUUUCUCAGGACGAUGAACAGCAAAAAGGAGCAGGACGCAGGAGUGUAUUGGUGCGUCGCGAAAAACGUGGCUGGGACUGCUACCAGCAGGAAUGCGACGUUGCAAGUAGCAGUUCUUCGAGAUGAAUUCAAAGUGAUGCCAGCUGAUACUCACGUGGCAGCAGGUGAAACUGCUCUACUUCAAUGUGGAGCUCCUCGAGGCCAUCCUGAGCCAAAUCUCGUCUGGAAGAAAGACGGAAAGGAUAUGGAUGUCGACGGUCGUCGAAUAAGGGUUGUCGAUGGAGGAAAUCUCAUGAUAUCUGAUGUUAGACAACACGACGAAGGAAGAUACCAGUGUGUCGCUCAUAAUUUGGUAGGAUCUAGGGAAACACCACCAGCUACCUUAAAAGUACAUGUGAAACCGCUAUUUAAUAAGGAACCUCAGGAUAUAGUGGCUUUAACCGGUCAAAAGGUAGUUUUUGAAUGCUCCGUCGAAGGGGACCCGACCCCAAACGUAUUGUGGCGUAGAGAAGAUGGAAAAAUGCCUAUAGGAAGAGCCAGGAUUAUGGAUGACAAAUCUCUGCUUAUCGACAACGUACAAACAACCGACGAGGGGUUGUACAUUUGCGAUGCAGAAAACUUGGUAGGGACUAUUUCUGCCAGAGCUUCUUUGGUUGUCAACUCUCCUCCAACUUUCAUAGAACGUCCCAAGGAUCAGAAAGUUAGUCUUAACGGUGUAGUAGAAUUUCACUGCUCAGCAACUGGAAAUCCACCGCCAUCAGUGUUUUGGAGUAAGGAAGGUUCCCAGAUUCUCAUGUUCUCAGAUAAUUCAAAUGGUCAUAUGCACGUUAAUGCUCAUGGAACCCUUAGGAUUCAAGGUGUUCAAAGAGAGGAUGCUGGGUUCUUGGUUUGUAAUGCUUUGAGCGUGGCUGGGUCUAAUAGCGUUAGAGCUUUUCUUCAGGUAACAUCAGUAGCCGACUUACCUCCACCCAUCAUCCAAAUAGGACCCGCAAAUCAAACUUUACCACUACAUAGCAUGGUAACACUUCACUGUCGAGCUUCUAGUCCGGAAGGAGAAGCUCCGAAAAUUCGUUGGCUAAAAGAUGGGAAAGCGCUAUUUGGAAGUAAUCUACCUUCUAGAUAUACCUUAAGCAGCACAGGCACCUUGGAUGUUGAUGAUCUCAGAUUAGACGACUCUGGCCAAUAUACGUGCUCAGCCACAUCCGAAAGUGGCGAAAGUUCUUGGUCAGCAUCCCUCAACGUUGUCGAAGGAACCUCUAUUCCCCUACAUCGCAGUCCGGAUCCGUCUACAUUUCCAAAAGCUCCAAGCAUUCCAAGAAUCUUAAAUUCCACCGAGUCCAGUAUCAGUUUGUCAUGGGAUAGUGAAGACGACGAAAAUACUUUAGUAGGAUAUACUGUUGAAUAUUGGAGUCCAGAUUUACAGACUGGAUGGGUUAUAGCUGCUCAUCGAAUCCAGAAUCCCUAUAUGGUAGUUCACGAGCUGAAACCAGACAGUUCAUAUGUAUUUAUAGUAAGAGCAGAAAAUGCUCACGGCCUAUCUCCAGCUAGUCCAGUAUCAAAAAUUUCUAGAACCUUAGCUAAUUCAAGAUCGUUACCUAGCUCAGAGUUAGACACUGCUAGAGCUACACUUAGCACGAAAUUAAUUGAGUUAAAGGAAGCGAAACCUCAAUCUUCCAGUUCCGUCAAAUUGAUUUGGAAUUUUUCUGAUAAUGAUUAUGUAGAAGGUCACUACAUUAGGUUUAGAGAAUUAUCAGGAGGAUCUCAUAAUUACAACAUACUAACAGUAUUAGAUGUUGAAGCAAAAUCUUAUGUAGUAGCCAAUUUAAAGAAAUUUACCAAGUAUGAAUUCUUUAUUUCACCGUUCUAUAAAUCAGUGGAGGGUCAACCAUCGAACUCAAGAAUAGCUCAGACGUUAGAGGAUGUUCCUUCUGCACCACCAGAUAGUAUAACAGCUGGAGUUUUCAAUGACACUGCAGGUUGGGUAAGAUGGUCGCCACCUCCACCCCAACAUUGUAACGGAAUUGUUACUGGUUACAAAAUUCAGAUUAAGGGGAAUAUUGUGAGAUCAAUGACUAUGAAUGCUUCCACAACUUCUAUAUUAAUUAGUAAUCUUACAGCUGGUGGUUCGUAUACCGCAAAAGUUGCAGCACUCACAAUCGCUGGCCAAGGUCCCUAUUCUAAUCCUGUGCCAUUGCUUACUGCACCAAGAGCUCAAAGUCCUAGAACAUUAGGGCCAUUUGUACCAUUAGUUCGCCAGACCUGGUUUGUAGCACUUCUUGCAGUUCUUGUAUUAUUAUUGCUGUUAGGUAUUGGAGUGCUGCUAUACUUAAAAAGAAGACAGUCAUUAAGUAAACAAUUGGGGCAUCUAAAUGUCCCUGUAGUAAAUGCUUCUCAGUUGAAUGCAAAAGAAAGUCUGUGGAUCGAUAGGGGAUGGAAAGCUACCGAUUGUGACAAAGAUUCUUCCAUUCCUCUAGCGCAGCCUGCAGAUUAUGCUGAAGUUGACACUAAAAAUUUAUCCACAUUUUAUAACUGCAAGAAAAAUUUGGAAAGUCCUACUCCGUACGCUACAACAAUGAUUUUGCCACCUCCCAACUGGUCUGAGAUAAUUCCUCCUCCACCAGACCACCCUCCUCCAGACUGUCCCCGAGAAAAUCCCCCAGUACCUCCACCAAGAGGCGGUGGCAGUACUUGUGGAAGUGCUGGGGGGUACGGAUGUUACUCUGUCCACGUUCCUAACCAAUGCGGUAAAAUUCAACAUGCCAGAGCUCGUUCUUGCAAUAACUGUGAUGCCCACUGCUCUUUAGCUAGCGGUAGUUCCGGUCAUAGAUCAAACAGUAGAGGUUAUUGUAACAAUAUUCCCCACAGCUGUGAUACUAAGAUUUGGUUUAACCAACAUAAUUGGGAUAACGAAGACGCCGACUGUGAAGAUAGACAUUCAUGUACCAGUAGCCAUGAUACUACCUGCUCAUGUAGCGAAUCGUCCUGUCUGUAUGCUGAAGCCGGACCUUCCAAUAAUCCCCGUCCUUUGGCUCACAAUCCGCAGGUUAAUAAACGGCUUAAGUGAGGGUACGCCGACUUCAGCAUUUAUUUUUAGUUCAUCGAGCAUAUCUCCGAGUCGGAUAGACCCGUCUAUGAGAACUGCAUAUCAGAUAUGAAUGCUACGUUUUGCUAGUCCUAGUUUUAGAAAUCGAUAUGCUCAGAUUAGAUUGACCAACGUCUUCCUGUUCAAUAGCGCGGUGUCCCAGUAGGAAGCAUAAUUUUAACUGACGAAGCUCGUUUUAAUUGAUGUUAAGGAAUAUCAAUGUUAAGUUAGACUUCUAAAUAGGUUUUUGUUCCUUUUGUAUAUUAUUUGAAUAUUGUUAAAACGAGUUUGUGAAUUAUAAAACCUGUAAGACCAUGAAACUUGCUAUACCUAAUAGUGUAUCUUGGUUUAUUUCUUAAUCGAUCAUAUUUAAUACAUUUUAAUACAUAGUUCUGCUUCGUUAGGAGUUUUGACUAGAAGUCGAUUUGUCCAUUAUAGUAAUUUGUUAAAGCAAUAUUUAAUACUAACUAGUUUUGUGAAUAAUGUAAUCUUCAUUUUUAAUGAAUAAAAACAUAUGCAGAAAGAUAAUAUGUUACCUGUGCAUGAAAAAUAGUAUUUUCUUCUUGCUUUUUAAAAGUUCCUCUCUAUUUUGUCAUGUGCUUCAUCUUUUUUGUUCCUCUCUAUUUUGUCAUGUGUUUCAUUUUUUUUUGUCAUGUGUUUUUGUCAGUUUCUAGUUCAUCAAGUAUAUCCUUCAUAAUAUUUGGAGAUACGUCUUUUCCGAGUCUUGCUUAUAGGUUAAAAUUAUAGUACACAUACAUUGUAGCUCAACAGACCUUAAAGGCCCAUGGCUUGGAAGUUCUCCACGGUUUUGCUCCAUUUUCUCCUGUCCAUGGUCGCAGUUCUCCAAUUUGUUUUCCAAUCUUUCCAACUCUGAUUGUUUGAUUGUUUCCAGGUCUUCUUUACACGCUUCUAUGCACUUUUUCCUUAGUCGUCCUCUUCUCCUCUUUCUCUCCCCUCUCAUCAGCGAGUCCUUUACCCACCUUUCGUCAGCCAUCCUCGCAAAAUGACCUAACUAACUAAGUCUCUUAUCUGGCUUAUUUCUAGUUUUCGGUACAGCUCUCUAUCUCUGCAUUUGUUCGUCCCCUCCAAACGUCUUCAUCGUUUUUUACUAACAAAAAUAUCUUACUUAAAUCACUCCACUUCCAGAUGUUUAGCAUAUUUUCUUGAUUUUUGUCAUGGCCCAUGUUUCGCCUCCUUAAUGGACUGUGUGGGCUGUAUCACUGUUCGGUAGAGUGUCAAUAAUUUUGCUUUGGGAAGACUCCGACAGUCUUCCUUCCCGCCGAAAUUCGCUUGGCGUUCUUCCCCUUUACUUGUUAGAGUUGCUCCUAGAUACUCAAACUGCGUCACCUAUUUGAAGCAAUGCUCUUUACUCUCAUUGUUUUCGUAUAACAUUAUAGUAUACUUUUUCGUCAAUACCUAAGCAUGGUUCUUUUUUUUUUUCUGUUAGUGUUACUAAACAAAUCACAUUUGGCAUUACUUUAGAAUGAUCAAAUUACUUUUAAAUCCGAAAUUUAAGGACAUUUCUUAUCAACUGAAGCUGUACAACAUUGCUGCUGGGUGGUUUUCAGUGAUAUAUCAAGAGAAGCUGCCUUUGCUCAAAUUUACCUUUGGUUCAUUUGGUCUAGUUGGGUACUAGUUUUUUCCGCUUUUUUAAAGGAUAUAAUCUCUUUUGUGGCAGUGUGAAAUUUUAAAAGGAAUAUUUUGGAAUGUGUGAUAAUAAAGGUCUGAUUUUAAUAUAAUGUUUUUAAACAUUUACUGUAACGUUUAUUUAUACUUUCUUCACCGAAAUCUCUUGAUAUUAUUGUAAAAUUAUCAUUAUUGAUAUUAUUGAUUUCAUAAAUGUACAAAAGAAUAUUUUCUGCAAUGAAAGAUUAUACUAUUUGUUCAAUAAUAUAAAUACCUACUUGAAAAUAUUGUACAUAAACAGUUGUAGCAAGCACAAUAUAAAUGGAUGAAUGUAAUUUUUUGUACUUUAACUGAACAAUCAGUGUAAUACGUAAAUAAAAAUCUGUAUUUUCAUGUACAAAUGUGGAAAGAAGUGUAAGAUCUAAUGUUAACAUACAUAUUUUUGUUUUAAUUAAAAAAACUAUCACAUGAAAAAAUAGUUUGUACUAGUAAUAUCGAUUUUUUCCGCAUUGUGAGUGUAGCUCGGAAUAAAAGAUGUUGGUAUUUUUAAAUCUUUUAACGUUAAAAUUGAUAGAUUAAUAACGAAAGAAAGAAAAACAAAGCAAUUCUAAAUAUUUAGGAUUUUCAAUGACUUUUUCAUAUCAUUAGCCACUUUGAAGUUUUCAUUUUGUUAUAAUAACCGGGAAACUCUUAAAGCUAAAGUAAUUUUAAUAAGGGCUUUGUAAUUUACGUGAAAAAGUGUGUAUGAAUGUAAAAUGAGAAUUACAUUUUGGGAAUAAACCACAAUCAUUAUAUCGAUGGCUAAAAGGACAAAUAUUGUAUGUCCAAAAUUAAUGUUUUCGGUAAAAUCAAUUUAAAAGUUUGCGUUAUCCGUAACAAAGCGUACAUACUUUAAAAGUAACUAAAUUACAGUUAAAUUCUUGCUAUACCUUUCUUUUAUAUCUUAUUCAGUUCUAUUUCUGUUAGGGUUAAAUGUUAAUUACAUUUAACAAUCUAAAAGUAACCCCCUGUAUGGACAUACAAUAAAUGUAAAGUAAAACAUGGACAUUGGACAUACAAUAUAUUAUUUCCAUACUGCAAUUAUUGUGACAAUAUCAUAAAAUUAGGUUUACAAUAGUAUUGGUAGUACAAAUGAAUUUUUUAUUAAGGGCGUAAGUGCAAAAUUUCGAAACAACCCUUUUUUAUUUUUGAAAAAAUUACACGCACAACGAAAGACUACAUUAUUACCGAGGGCCGAAAUUCAUAGUAUGGACAAAUAUUGUAUCUUUGGACAUACAAUAAAAGAGUCGUUUGGUUUGAAUUUUGUGAACGCAAAAGUAUUGUAUUAUUGGAUCUACAACAUUUGUGCUCUAAGUUUAUGAUGUUGUUAAUGGACAUGUCUUUAAUGCUACUUUAGUAACUACCAAACCGUUCUAAGUAGACAUACCCUAUGUGAGCACAAUAAAGCUUCCAUCUCGACUGGCAUAGACCAGGAACUAUCUCACUUUAAACAAAAAUGGACAUACAAUAUUUGUCCUCGGCCAUCGAUAUAUAAAAUUGCAUUUUUGAGAUUUUGUCAUCCAGCACGGAAAUCUCUUCCAAAAGACUGAAAAUAGCCAAUGGGCUGUGGCAAGGUGUGUGUAAUGAUCUUUCAAUGCUUUCGUUAAAUUCUGAAUGAUUACGAUAUUAUCUAUUGUUAUUUUUUCUGAAAACUUAGGUUCUGUAAAUUCUGAUCGAAUUUGAAUCUGGAAUAUUUUGUUUGAGAUCUCGAGUUCCUUAAAGUACGACACAUUUGCAACAAGUACCUAGGUUAAUUUGUUACCUAUCUCAUCUUUAUCAGAAUGCUGCUUUUAGAGUUACUCAACUGUCAUCAUCAUUAUCAUCAUCAUCAUGUAACCAUUACUGUACAGUAAUUAACAUCUACAUUGAACAACCAACAUUGAACAACUGUCAAUAAUAGCAGCACUGGAACAAUGUAGAAUUAUAUAUAAUAUAUUACAGAUACACAAGGCUUAUAAAAUACCUAUAUAUACAAUAAUUAUAUUACAACGGUAAACUUCAUGAAGCAAUGAAAAGAAAGAAAGAAGAAAAUUUAAGAGUACUCAAAAGGGACAUAAAAAGAGUCAUACUUAGAAGAGUUUUGUACACACGGCAGUAAAAAUAUCUAGAAGUCAAUAGCUAUAAAUCUUGUGAAUAUGAUGGAUAUCGCAACAAUAUGUAUACCUAUAGGUACUUUACUGCUCUUUGUGCUAAUUUUUGGAGCUAUGUGAACACUUUUUGGUUGAUUUCUGGACCAUCACUAACUUCGUAAUAAGUUACUAUUCCUUAGCCUCUUGCUUAUACUAGGAUUUGUGAUAGACUCAAAUUUCAUUUAUAAUGAAAAAAGAGGCAUAUUCCUUUUUGUCAUUUAAUGUUUAAUUUAUGUUUUAUUUCAAAACUUCACAGCAGUCAAAAUAUUGCUUAAAUUGCUCAGGACUUCUACAAAUGAGAUUCCUAGGACUUCAACUAACGCUAAACUAUGGUGUAUUCCACGAAUAUACGACUGUUUUGGAUUAUCGCGACAACGAAUAUUUUAGUGUGCAACAUAAGAAGUACGAAAGUAUUUUGCCCUAAUAAUUACUCCAAUAAACAACAAUAUAAUUUACUUUCGUUCUUUAUGUUUUGCACAGUAAAAUAUUCGAUAUCGCGAUAAUCCAAGAGGGUUCGUAUAUUCGUGGAAUGGUGUAUAUAGUAUAUAUCUUUGCCAUAAUCGUGGGUUUUGAUCGCACUUCUUCUUCUUCAGAUACAAAUCCACUAAUGUUAGCAAUCACAUUUUCCAUUAACUCUCUAUUUCUUGCAAUGUGUGUCAGAGAUUGAAUGUCGUUAAUCCCUGUCCAUUGCCUUAUGUUUCGGAGUCAGGACAUUUUCUUGCGUCCUAUUCCUCUCUUGCCUUCAAUUGUACCCUCGAUUAUAAGUUGAAGGAACUAUCAAAGGCCGUCUUCCUUUUCUUGGUGGCUUCGAAAAAUUGGCGUUCUUGGUUGAUUCUUUUAAGGACAUCUACAUUUGUGACUUUCGCCGUCCAUGGUAUCUUUAGGAUGAGGCGAUAAAGCCACAUUUUGAAGGCUUUCAAUUUGUUUAUAGUAUUUUUACUACAAAAGCGAUAUUACGUAGGUCAAAAUUUUUGACGUAAGAGAACUGUCAAAACAUUAGAAUGUGACUUUUCAUUAUUGCCAUUUUUAUAUAUAAACGUAAUAUCGCUUUUGUAGUAAAAAUACUAUAUAUCCCUAGUUUUCAGUGUCCAGUCCUCUAAUCCAUAUAGCAGCACCGACCAUACGUAGCACUUAGUAAAGUUUAAUAUCAGUUGAAGAUCGAACUCUGAACAGGUCAGUACCUUCCUGAAUUUUACGAGAGCUUGUCGAGCUUGCUCAAUGCGACAUUUUACUUCCUUGUCCGAUGCCCAGUCUUCAAAAAGUCACGUUCCCAGGUAUUUAAAUUUGCUCACUCUUUUAAUAGACUUGGUAUUCAGUGUUAUGGUGAAGUUUUCAAGUGCAUAGGUACAGGUUUCUGGAGAUGAUCAUGAAUUUGAUCUUUUUAGUAUUAAUCUCUAAUCCCAUGCGCUUACUGUAUUCUCCGAUUAUAGUGAUUAGUUGUUGAAGAUCGACUAUGUUGUUGAUCAAUACUCCAUUCACUUUGAUUCCCAUCUCUGCAUCUUCCAAAGACUCUUGAAAUAUGGCUUCCGAAUAAAUGUUAAAUAAAAGAGGGGAAAGCACACAUCCCUGUCGAACACCCCUUCUUAUAUGUAUGGGUUUGGAUAUAGAAUUGUCUAUUUUUAGUUGUGCCUUUUGAUACCAGUACAAGUUUUUAAUGCGUCUUAUGUCUUUUUGGUCUAUAUCAAGUUUUUUGAGGAUCUGCAUUAACUUGUAGUGUUGGACACGAUCAAACUCUUUUUCGUAAUCUAAAUAGCAUAGGAACACGUCCUUCCUCUGGUCGUAACAAUUUUGGACCAGCACCUGUGUUCCUACUAUUAGUUCUCUUGUUCCUAAGCCUUGCCUAAAGCCGAACUGAGAAUCACUGAUAUCCCAUUCACAUUUUUUGUACAAUCUUUGAUGUAGUAUAUUUAAAAAUAUCUUUAAAGUGUGACUCAUUAGGCUAAUGAGUCUGUGAUCCUCAUACCUUUUUGCAUUGAUUUUCUUGGGUUAAGGAAUUAAGGUAGAGCGUAACCACUGUUGAGGAUAGCUACCAGUUUCAUAAAUAAAAUUAAAUAUUUUGUGUAGUGCUGAAAUUCCCCUUUCAUCCAGUAGUUUGAGUAUUUCUGAAGGGAUUUCAUCUGGUCUAGGUGUCUUAUUGUUUUUUGAAUUUAAUAUUGCCUUUCCUAUCUCCUUGAUAUUUCUUUGGUCCAUAGAACUCCGUUUAGACAUGCUACAGCUCUUCGUGCUUGUAUGAUUCGAUGUUCUAUUUCUCGUUCGUCUUUUCCACUACGGUCGAAGAUGACGCCCAGGUAUUUAUAUUCGUCACAUGGAUUUAUUUUUUGAUUGUCUUCGAUAUCGAGUUGUUCUGCUUCAGCGCCAAUUGAGAGGUAUUUUGUCUUUUCUAAAUUGAUAUUUAAUCCCCAUUUCUAGUAUUCUUCAAUUAGUUUUCUAAGCAUAUAUUCCAUGUCGUCUUUGUCAUUUUAGAUCACCACCUGAUCAUUUGCAAACUGUAAAGUAUAUAUGCAAUCCUGAUCGUUCAAUUGUAUACCCAUUUCUUUGACUUUCCUUUUCCAUUGUUUCAGAGCUGCAGAGAUAUAAAUCUUAAACAGAGUCGGAGAGAUACAACAUUCCUGUCUGAGACCCUUAGUAACUGCAAAUUUUUCAGCUAGGAGGUUUCCAAAUUUCAUUUGGGAGUUUGAACCGUAAUAUAGAUCUUUGAGAGCACUAACCAAUGUUUUAUGUAUGUUUGAUGUGCCCAGGACUUCCCAUAGUUUAUUUAGCGGGACUGUGUCAUAUGCCUUCUCAAGAUCUACAAAAGUCAUAUCGCACACCUAGUUCAAUUGUGCCACAACUGCAAAAAAUUCGAAUUUUGGGUUAAGGCUGUAAAACAUUGCCUAUAUAAUGGCCCAUCUAAUGCAAUACAGCCUGAACUAAAAUAUUGUUUUGGAUAAGUAUAAAGUAGGUUACUUCGUUAUUUCACUGUAGGGUUUUUGGAGGUUUUGAAAAUGCAAUAUGGCCAUAACUGGGAGAUGUGGCGAUAAUAUACACUGCCACAAUACAACCGAUGUAAUUCAAUACGUUCAAUACGGCCACAACUGCAAAAAUCAAGAGAGAUGUGGCGAUAAUAUACACUGCCACAAUACAACAGAUAUAAUUCAAUACGGCCACAACUGCAAAAAUCAAUUGAUUUUUUCAUUAUAUUGCCGCCGUAUCUCCUAGGUAUCGUUUUAUAAAUGACUUUCUUCACAACGCAAUAUCGCCAUAACUAUCAAAAUAAUAAUAACGUUUUAUUUUUAAUAAAUUGUAAUAAGAUCCAGCCCAUAAGUGUAUAAUUUGCUACCUAAAUUGUAAUUUUGAAGCAAGUCAUUCUCAAAAUAAAUUAUGUACAGGGCAAAACGCGUUUACUACAGAACGUUUUGCUCAUUUCUCGAGAAUAUUGUGUUUUGCACUUGUGGCACUAUUGAACUAGGUGUGCGAUAUGUACCUUUCUAUUUGUCACAACUUUCUUUUCUAUAAUUUGUUUAAGACAAAAGAUGUUAUCUGUACAUGAACGACCUGCUCUAAAUCCUCCUUGUUCUUCGUCUUCGGACGAUUGAUAAUCUUCCUCUAUCUGGUCCCGCAGUAUUCGACCAUAUAGUCGACUCAUUGAACUUGUGACCGAUAUCCCUCUAUAGUUUUUACAAUUUCUCCUGUCACCUUUUUUAUAUAUUGGAGUCAUAUAUGCUGUUUUCCAUUCAUCUGGUGUUGGAUGGCCAUUAAUAUAUUCGUUAAAUUAAUAUCCCAGUGCUAUUCUUAUCUUUGUUUUUAUUUGCCUGUUAAUGUUUUUGUACAUAUUCUGCCAUCUUGGUCAUUCUUUUGUCGUCGUCGUUCAUCCAUUAGUAAUAGUAUUUCUUCUGUCAUCCAUUUUUGCUUCUUGAUAUUUGGUUUGUACCCCAAAUUGUUUUUCAUGAUGUAUGUUGCAGCACUUUUAAUCGCAUUCCAUGUUGGUGUUUUAUCUUCGGUAAUAUUUGCCGUCAAUAUUUAAAUUUGAAUUUGACACUUGAUUUUUGACAUUUGAUUUUGAUUGCACAUCAUACUUUUUUAUCAAACAGUAAUUACUUAUUUAGAAAAAAUAUAACGCGGACAACAUAUUAUAUAGCGCCAUCUUUUAUCGAACAACAAAACUAAUUGAACAUUUGAAAAGUCUUUAUUAAGUCUUUUUAAAAUCAGUUUUUUAGUUCUUCUUUCCUUCCGUGUAUGGUUUUUUACCGUACCUUACCAUCAAAUAAUCAAAAUACAAAGUACCCUACUUAAUUUCAGUAAAAUUGUCUGUGAAGCAAUUCUUUCUCUAAGACGUUUGGUUUGUUGUAUUUUUUAUAAUAAAUGAUACAUUUUUGUUAAAUUACAUGAAAAAAAUUGUCUAGUGUAUUUAUAAAUCUAAGAAUUUAUAUGAAUAUAAAAAGUAAAUAUUAACAAAAAAGAAUCUUAAAAUCUCAUGAAUUAUUAGUAUUACUUAAUGGUCUGGUAAUUAUUUGUGAAAGUAUAGUUGUAUCACAAAGAACGUCUAGGUAUCUUCUGAUGGUCGCUGAGGAAUGUUUUUUAUGGAAACCUGAAAGAAAUAAGAAAAGCAAAGUUUAAAUGGAUGGUUACUUUAUUUUUUUAAUUUAAAUUUAAAAUAUAUUUAUUUUAUUAUUUCUAUUUCCACUUUGGAAAAUGUUCCCAAAAUAUUUCCGAACUGAAAUUCCAAUCAUCAAAAUAAACGAAUUUUUAACAAAAAAAUUGUGGUAAAUUCCCAAUAAAUGUAGUAGUACCAUAGAAGUUAUACAAGAAAAUACUAUUAGAGCUAUUAAAUAUAUAUCUUCAGUUUUUGUUUGUAUAUUAUUGAGUUUGAGUAUGUUUAAUUCGAUAAAUUCUUUCUUUUGAUUGUUAAUCUAUUACCACCUUUUUAGUUUUACGCUGUUGUUUUUGUAAAAUUUAUGUACAGCUUAAUAUAUAUGUUAUGUAGUUAUUAUAAGGGAGUGUUUUAUUGUCUUAAAAUGUAUUUUAAAUCCCUCGCACUAAUUAAACUGCAAAAUCGAAUGUUUCCGUCUACAUGGAUGUAUAGGUAUUUAAGGCAGACAAAAUUUUAAGAUCAAUAAAGCAACUUAAGCCGUGCCAUCAACUUAAUCGUUUAUUCCAAUACGCAAUACUUCUGAAGAUCUAAAGAAAUUCUUCAAGACAUUUAUCUUGUCAUGUACUUAGAUAGGUAUAUAAUUGUUCACUAAAAAAAUGAGGAAAGACAGCUUUAAAUAAAUCUAUACAGCCGAACCCGCUUAUUGGAAUAGCCUUCGUGCCAAGCAAAAGUAUUCUUAUAAACGGGAUAUUCUAAUAACCGAUCAUUAAUGGGUAUUAGAAAUAUUUCGGCACCUCAAAUUUAUAUUCCUUAAAGCGGGAUAUUCCUAUAACCGGUAUUCUAAUAAGCGGGUUCCACUGUAUUUUGAUUCAGGGUCCACCACCAUCAGUUGACAUACGUUUCUUCUGUUUAGAGUCAUCAAAACUGCCUGUGGUGUACCCUGAAGCGAACUAAAUCUGGCUGUCUACUAAGUAAAGUAAUAAACAAUUAUUUGCUGCUGGACGCAGUAGCGACAUCCAAUUAAACAAAAGAGAAAAGAGAAAAUUCUCUUUGAGUCGUAAUGCUGAAUUAUUGGCAAUAAUCUGUUGUCUGACCUUUUUACAAUAGUUUAUAAAGCAAACAUACCGAUAAAUAGCGAACAUGAGCGAAUCCACAAUUUGCAUUCACCACCUGUCCGCUUAUCUAGAUAAAGAUCCAACAGAAUUAUGCUUCCUUAGUACCCAAAUAUUUUUUUAUGUAGUUAUGUUUAUUUACAAUCUACAUCAUUAAAAGAGUAUUAAGUAAAUUUGUUCCAUGUUUUUGGGCAUGAAGAAGAGAGUUUCAAUGAUAUCUCAUCUUACUCUAUUUAUGUUUAAGUUUUAAAAUAGGUCCUGAGGCCAGGUUCUAUCUAGUCUCCUUGUGGCAGGGCCAUUAUGGAAUAAUUCCCUUACUAACUCAUUUUCAUGGUGAAUGGUACGCUAAUUUUGUGACUCCGUGGCUCGAUGGAUUUCUUCUCUGAUGAAAGGUAUAUUUAAGUCUUCGUGAAGUGUUUGAUUGCUUACGUACCAUGGUGCAUCCACUAUUGAUCUUAGAACUUUAGACUGAAAUCUUUGGAUGAUAUUCAGUGAUGUUGACUUUGCACAGCCCCAGAGGUGUAGUUGGUAGUAUCAAAUAGGUUUGAGUAUUGGUUUGUACAGAAGAAUUUUGUUUUGGAUAUUGAGUUUUAAUCUGCACCCAAAAAGCCAAUACAUUUGUCGGUAUUCCAAGUCUAGCUGUCUUCUUUAAGUCUGAAUAUGUUUCUUCCAAGUAAGACGUUGGUCAAGAUGGAGACCAAGGUAUUUAGUGUCAGUUACUGUUGGUAUUCGUACAUUUUCCAUUCUUACAGGUGGGCAUGUGUUGUGGCGGUUGGUAAACGUUAUUUGAGAUGAUUUUGUUUUGUUUACUUUUGUUCGCCAUUUUGUGUACCAUUCACUGAGUAUGUCCAGAUGGUGUUGCAGGUCUUGUGAGGCUUGUAUGGGAUCUUCAUUUACAACUAGUAUUGCUACGUCAUCAGCAAAGGAAGCGAUCGUAGUAUUAUGAGAUUCUGGUAUAUCGGCUGUGUAGAGUGAGAAAAGCAGCGGUCCGAGAACACUAUCUUGCGGAACUCCGGAGUUAGAACAGAGGCUGGAUUGUUGGUCUUCGAAUUUUACAGAGAAAUAUCUAUUUGAUAAGUAGGAUUUGAUUAGGAGGAAAUAGUUACCAGAUAGUGCCAAUUUUACUUUAUAAAGCAGACCUCUGUGCCAAAGUUUGUCAAACGCUUGUGAGAUAUCUAGAAAUACAGCGUUGCAGUAUUUCCUUUUUUCGAGAGUUUUUGAUAUUUCAUUUACUAUUCGAUGGACCUGUUAUGUAGUAGAGUGAUUUUCCCGAAAACCAAACUGAUGUUCUGGUAGUAAUGUUAGGAAUGCAUGAUCUGCGUAUAUUCUUUGUAGCAGUAAUCUUUCACAAACUUUGCUAACGAUUGGGAAUAGGCUCAUGGAUCGAUAAGAUGUUACUUCAUUUGACGCUUUGCCUGGCUUAAGGAUCAUUAUGAUUUCUGCAAAUUUCCAUAUUUUUUGAAAGUAUGAUAAGCUUAGCAUGCGAUUAAAUAUUACUGUUAGCAUAAUAAUGGCCUUACUAGGAAGCUGUUUUAGUACACUUCGCGUCAAAAAAAAACUGGUACAACUCUUAUAACCGAAAAUCGUGUUUUUCAAGUUGUGUAAGUAGAUCUUGUCACAAGUGUCAUUCUAAUUUCUAGGGCAACGUUGCCAGUUCAACGAAAACAUUAUAUGAAACUAGGUAAAAACGGGGCUGUGCGACAGACCGCAUUUUUUAAUAUACUAAAAACUAAAAGAAUUGUAAUUUUCCGUCAUCUCAAUUAAGUAUCCAUACAUUGAUUCGUGUUUCUAGGGCAACGUUGCCAGUUCAACGAAAACAUUAUAUGAAACUAGGUAAAAACGGGGCUGUGCGACAGACCGCAUUUUUUAAUAUACUAAAAACUAAAAGAAUUGUAAUUUUCCGUCAUCUCAAUUAAGUAUCCAUACAUUGAUUCGUGUUUUAUUAUAAUUUAUGAAAAUAUUUCAAUUAAAAAAUAAUGAUAGAUAAUAAAUCUUGACAUGACUUUAAAUUAUUAUGUUUAAUGUCAAAUCGAGAGGUGUGAUUGGUUUCCCGUAAAUUGUAGGACAAAACUGCAUUCAGUUGUGUAGAAUAAAUAAAACACACUGGAAAACUUAAAAAUUUAAUUUGAAAUUAAGACAAAAUGAAUAACUUUUACAGUGAACAAGUGUGGAAUUUAAAUAUGUAUUACAAUUCGAAGUAUACAUUUUAAACGUUAUUUUUUUGUAUUUAGAUUUAGUGCAAUUCCGUUAUCUGUGAUGGCAACAACGAAGUGAUUCACGAACAAUAAUUGUCAGUCUGAACAAAGGUUUACAUUGGGAAAAAAAAGUGUACCAGUUUUAUAUGACGCGAAGUGUACUUGUGCCGAGAUUAAGUCAUAACCUGGAGCCUUCCGUGAGUUAGGUUUGGUUAUUUCUUUCUUGACUUCUAUAGGAGUAAAACUUUUGAUUGGAAGGGACAUUUGACAUGCUGCGCUAAUUAGUUCUUCCAGUUCUUCAUCAGGGUCUGGUGGCUCGGUUUGAAAUACACUCGUAAGAUGUUCAGCAAAGACGUCCGCUUUUUCUUUGUUGGAACGAGCCCAUUCAACAUUUGGUUUAUGGAGGGGAGGAAUAGUUGUGUAUGGUUUUUUGAGCUUCUUAGUCGCCUUCCAUAGCGUCUGAUCAUUUGCUGUAAGGUUUGUAAUGUAAUGUUCGAAGGUUUCGUUGUUUGCAGCUUUGAUGGCUACUCCAAGUUGUCUACGUAGUCUAUUGUAUAUAUGUUGAUCUAUGUUGUUUCUAGAUCUUUGCCAGUUUCUUCUCGCACAACGUUUUUCAGCAAUGAGUUGCCGAAUGUGUAGGGGAAAAUUUGUUGUAUAUGUCGGUCUGCGUUCAGUUCGUGGUGUAGAUUGCCAUGCCGCUUCUUGCACAAGAGUGGUGAAAUAUUGAGCUGCUGUAUCUAUCUCGUGUGGAGAUUUGAGUCGCAAAUUAAGAUUCAUGUUUUCUUCUAGGUAGUAUUGGAAAUCUGCCCAGUUGGUGUUUUUUGACGCUAGUCAAGGAGGGGGUGUGUUGUUUAUAACUGUGGUACUCUUGUUCAUAAUAACUGGUGUAUGAUCAGAUGAGAGAUCAUAGCUGGAUUCUAUUAGACAGUUGUUUCUAGAUUCUUCUUUGCUUAUAUAAAAGUCUAGCACAUCUGGAAGUUUUCUGGGGUCACUUGGCCAGUAAGUACGGAUUUCGUUGGUGUGGCAAUCAUAGUUGUUGUCGGUCAUUGCUUUUAAAAGGUUACGACAUUUUGUUGUUAUGAGUCUUGAGCCCCAUUGUGUGUGUUUCGCAUUCCAAUCUCCCCAAAUAUGUAUAAAUAUGAGUAAUAUUAAAUAAUAAAUAAUUAAAAGAAGUAACAUAAUAUGUCAACUAAUGGUGGUGGCCCCAGAAUGAAUUAAAUCUAAAUCUGUCUUCUCUUAUUUCAUUUUUUUUCAUAUUUUAUUACUAAGGAAGCAGAAUUCUGUUGGAUUUUUAUCUAGAUACGCAGACAGGUGAUGAAUGCAAAUUGUAGAUUCUCUCAUGCCUGCUAGUUAUCGGUCUGUUUGCUUUAUAAAUUGUAAAAAGCUCAGAUUAUAGAUUGUCAAAAAAAAUUCUCUACAUUCCGGCCUACAAGAGAAUUUUCUCUUUUCUCUUUAGUAGCAAAUUUUUUCAGUAGCAAAUAAUUAUUGAUUAUACAACCAGAUUUAGUUCGCUUCAGGGUACACCACAGACCGUUUUGAGAACUCUCAAAAGAAGAAAUGUGUCAAAUGAUGGUGGAGGCUCCUAAAAAUCGAAUUUAAUCUAAAGCUGUAUUUCCUUAUUUCAUUUUAGCCAUAUUUAAGUACUAAGAAAGCAGAAUUCUGUUGGAUUUUUAUCUAGAUAAGCGGUGUGUUUGCUUUAUAAAUUGUGAAAAGCUUAGAUUCUAGAUUGUUACCAAGAAUUCUGCAUUCUGACAUAAAAAAAGGAUAUUCUCUUUUCUCUUAUGUGUAAAAAGGAAUAGUAGUAGAUGAUCUCAACUAAAAAUGUACAUUUCGUGCGUCAAAUAUGUUGUUCGUAAACAGCAAUAUUUUUCAUUGCAUUUUAAUUGGAGUAAAUGACAUAAUUUUUAUUUGGCACAAUUUUAGCUAAGAAUUAAGAUAUUGUAAAAUGUCACGCAAUGUUGAGGAAUGUAUAUAGUGUAUCUUUAGACUGAACACUUUCGAUUAUUUACUAGAAGAAGGUGCUGGUAUCUAAAAUAGGUUUUAUGUUCCGGUGUUGAUUGUAUAAAUGAAAUAUUAGGAUAGAAAUGAUACUACUUACAGCUAAAAAUGUUUAAUUGCAGUGUCAAAUAUGUCCAUUAUCUUCCGUGAAGAAACUGGUUUAUUAUGUAUACGUAUAUAUUAUAUUGGCUAGUGGCAAGACUUGGUCCAUACAGCUUCGAUGAGGACGAAAUCCUACUUGCUCAGUGGGAACAUUUUCAAGCAUUCUGUGACUAACUCUGCUGAGGAGAAGCUUUUCUAACCAUGCUAUGUAGUUUUCUGGCGUUUGGUUUGCCCCGUUUUUGAACUUCAAUAAUCAUUGUUCGUUUCACUAGAUUAAGUGAGAAAGGAAUUUGAACUAUCCAAAGCUUGAGUGAAGUAUAUCAUUAUAAUAACCACUGUUUUGUGAAUGAGCCAGUGUGUAUCAGAAACUCAGGACGCAUGCCAUCUAACCCAGGUACUUUACCUGACUAAUUUUUUUUUCAGCACAUGUGUGAUUUCUCAAACAAGAAUUCUAGUUAAAUAUUACGAGCCCAUUUUGUUCGUUCGUUUAAUGCCCUUAAGUCUCUUUUUACCUUGGCAUAUGUUCGAUCUCGUUGAGCUCUGGAUUCUUCUUCUUAGGGUGCCUACAUACAAAACAAAAGUCAAAGACGCAGGACAACAUAUAGCCAGGCUAAAAUGGAGCUUCGCAGGUCAUAACGCAAGACAAACGGACAAUAGGUGGAAUACCAGGAUACAACAAUGGAGACCAUGGACAGGAAAGAGAGCAAGAGGACGACCUCAGAUGAGAUGGAGAGAUGACAUUAAAAAGAUAGAAGUGAAAACAUAAAGCACUAAACAGAAGCGAACAGAGGAAACUGGGGAAAAAAGUUUUCGACAGUUCUAUCCAUUUAUUCUAUCCAUUUUUGGCAUCUAGCUACAUGGAUGUUGUGUAAGAGCUCGGCUAUUUCUCGGUCACCACUUUCCAGAAACUGAGCUUAUAAGUCUUUACAUGUUUCGGUCCAUCCGGGCACAUAUUCUGUGCGAUACCCCCUACUACAUCCUUAGUAGGGAUGGGGUCCUUGCAGUUGGUUCUUAAAAGAACCUUUAUUUGUUCCCAUCCAUAUAUUUCCGUACAGAUUAGAUUUAUAUUUGUGAUCUGUGAUUUUGACAUAAAUUUGUUUCGCUUGUCUGCUGCCAACUUUUGCUAGUUCAUUUAGCAUUACCCAGGGGCACCCCUUGGACACGAGCUAACAUUACACUCCUCAUACAUCUAGUACAUCUAGUAGUUCAUCAAUAUAUAAGUUGAGGUAUAAACCUUAAUGAUUUUUUAUGUGCCGUCUGCAACUAUUACCUGUAUUGAUACUAUUUUGUUGGCAUGUUUUUGUGUUGAUGAACAAUUCAGCUUCCCUUUGCUUAACAAAAAUUAGUUAAGCCAGUUGUCCAAGUUAAGCUUCUUCUUUACGUGCCAUCUCCGCGACGAAGGUUUGCAAUCAUCAUGGCUAUUCUGAUCUUAGAUGCUGCUGCUCUGAAUAGUUCGAUUGAUGUGCAUCCCUACCAUUUCCUCAAGUUACGCAACCAUGAAAUUCUUCUCCUUCCUACAUUUCUCUUGCCCUGAAUUUUCCUUUGUAUAAUUAAUUGAAGUAUGUUGUAUCUCUCAUUAUACAUAACAUGCCCCAGGUAUUGCAGCUUUCGUGUCUUGAUGGUUUCCAAUAUUUCCAUUCUUUUGUUGACUCUUCUCAUGACUUCGUUUUUUAUUACAUGCUCGGUCCAUGAUAUGAAGUUAAGCUAGGGUCCUUCAUUUUAUUCAUAAUUACAUAUAUUUCGUGAGAUUUAUAACAUUGAAAGAAAUACUUUUUAUAUAUUCCUACAAAAAUAAGACUUUAGCCUAUAAACUAUUCAACUUAAAACGCAUUUAUCGCAAAAUACAUCGAAAAAUGUGACCAAGCAGCCUAAAUUUUUGACAAAUGAAAUAGUUUUAAGCUAGCUAAUUCAAUUUAUUUAAUAUAAUUUUUUAUGCAAGUAGUAUUUAGUGAAGAGAAAAUAUACCUACUUAAAAAAUAAAAUUUCUGAGAAAUCAACACGGAAACAUAAACCACCCAUAAAUUCAUCGAUUAUAGACUCAUCGGUCCUAAUACGUACUAGACUGAAACGACUGAAUCCUACCCUCUUAGCAAUACUGUAUCUUGUACUCGGUAGAUUUUUAAACAUUGUGAUUUGUUAAAAAAUUACUCGAAUGUGUAAAUAGUGGUGUAAACUUGUAAAUAUUUUGUUAUACAUACUGCGUAUCAGUAAAGUUUUUUGUAGAAAAGAUUUUCUGUAAAAAUUGAUGUAGAUAUUUAUUAUUUCGCUCUGUUAUUUAUCUUUAAAUAAACAGUA